Anneissia japonica is the source of this 1494-nucleotide messenger RNA. RefSeq lists its product as uncharacterized. The record is from RefSeq and is a predicted model, not a curated record. Lineage: Eukaryota; Metazoa; Echinodermata; Crinoidea; Comatulida; Comatulidae.
ACAUGCGUACACACUUCUCAAUUCCUGCUUUCUGGGAAUGUAAUCAGAGGUUGGAUUUAGAGCCUCAAGGCUCAAUUUCAUCAAUUCUUUCACCAUCGGAAAUCAAAUACUGUAGGAAUAAAGAUCGUUACAGUCCGCAGCUUGGGCACCUUUUAUUUACAUGUCAAACAUAUUAAUGCUUUUUUUGAAGCUCAAAGGGAUAUGUUCCAUUUUUAGCAACAUAUCGUAGUGUUAUUUCCUGAUUUUAACCCAAUUGGGGUCAUCGUUAACUCUCCUAUUUGUGCCUUUUUAAGAAGUGCAGCAUGGAGCCGUCUGAAAUCAAAGUCAUUGUUCACGGUGCGAGAAACUUAAAGGUGCGCAAAUCAAGAAGAGGAAAAUGUAAAGCAUCCGUCGUUUUCGGGAUUGGCGAUGAACGGUACCAGACAUCAGAAAUAAAGGAUUGCAACCCUGACUGGAAUGAAGAGUCUAUUUUUAGCAUCAUCAGAUCGGAUCAGCAAUUAGUUCUGACGGUAAAGGACAAAGAAGACGUCAUUGGCUCCGUCUGCGUUCCUUUGGAAGACAUCAGUAACUCAAGUAAUAAGAGACGAAUGUCACUAGGCCCUUACAAGAAACGUCCAAGCCUCGGAGGAGAGCUGAUAUUUGACUGCUGGGUCACAGGCUAUUCAAAAGCAAUACCGUCAAUUAUGCUUGAGCAUACUGAUGGAGAGGAAAUGAUGGAGGUACAGCAAACAAGUGGACGAAGACUGGACACAUUCCUAAAGCAUAUGUCUCCGAAAAUAUCACGAAAAUACAAGGAACAAAUGAAUAAUAAUCGGCAGUUUUCACUGCGUCGGUGCAACAGUACUCCUUUCCAGAUAGAUCAACUUGGCAAAGAUGAAAAAAAAGAAUAUGGCGAUAACCUUAUCGUUCAAACCACAAAUACUGAAAGUGUUUCAGAAGAAGAAGAAAAGGUACGUAAAAGUAAAAUCCAUGUGAAGCUUCGUAAAACGUUUGACCAUUCAAAACUUGCUCAGAGUUGGGAAAAACGUCGGUCAGUGUUAAAGGAGCCUAGAAUUACAGACGUUUUCCCAUGGACAGCGCACACUGGCGGCGGGACAAAGAUUACUAUUUCAGGUGAAAAUUUUGGUUGGCGAAAAUCUGAUAUCGCGUCUUUGAAAUUCUGUGACGUAGAGUGUAAAGAGAAUAUGAUGUUAAUUUCAACCAAAAAGUUAGAGUGUUGCCCGCCGCCUGCGCUACCAAAAGACGGUCAUGUGGUGAUAGAGACCAUCUACGGAAGUAAGGUGCAGUCAACAACUGUCUGUCAGUACGCAGACUUGGACAAUCCAUUUGAAGAUCUAAGAAAUCCAUUUGAAAUUGAGGGAAACACGACGGAGCAUGGAAGUAUAGGGAAAAAUUCCCAUAACAGAAUACUUGGAAUGCUGUCGAAAAAACUUACAAAGAUCGAAAAAGCAGACGAAGAAAAUUCUGAGCUUUUUGCUAAGUUAGAUGAGAAAG